AUGAGACAGGGUCUCUACGGUUUCCUGAGUUGCGCUCUCGGCCUUGCCGCAUCUCUCCGCACCGAUCAAACAUUCUACAACCCGAUCCUUCCAGGCUGGAACCCAGAUCCCUCGUGCAUAUUCGUCCCCGAAGCAAACAACACGUUCUUUUGUACGACUUCAAGCUUGGUGGUUUUCCCAGCUCUCCCGAUUUAUGCGAGUCAGGAUCUUCAGAGCUGGGAGCUGAUCAGCAACGUCUUACAUGAUCCCGAUCAAUUUCCUGACAUCGCAAGUGCUUCAAUUCCGAAUGAAGGGUUUCUGGAAUCCACCUUGCGAUACCACCACGGAAAAUAUUAUCUUACAACGGGGUACUAUGCACCUGAUGGGAAAUUCACGACUCUGAUCUUCAAAUCUCAUAAUCCCUUCAACGAGUCUGGUUGGGGAAAGCCUCUGGAAUGCCCGACGCUCGGAUACGAUCCGGAUCUAUUCUGGGAUGAUGACGGAUCUUCAUACCUUACUGCACUCAAAGUCCCCGAUAACACUGUGAUUCAAGCACCCAUCGACCUAGAUACUGGCCGCUGGGGCAGCGAGUAUUACCUUUGGAACGGCACCGGCGGAGGCACGCUGGAAGGACCGCAUAUCAUCAAAAAAGAUGGCUUCUACUAUCUGACAAUCGCGGAAGGGGGAAUUUCAGUCGACCACAUGCAGACAAUGGCCCGAUCUGAGCGUUUAAAUGGACCAUAUAUACCAUUCGAGAAGAAUCCAGUCUUGUCCAGCCGAAAUUCAUCAGAAUACUUCCAAGCAGUGGGCCAUCUUGACCUCUUUCAAGACGCUAAAGGGGAAUGGUUCGGAGUCGCUUGUGCAACCAGGUCUGGACCGGAGUGGAAGAACUUUCCCAUGGGAAGAGAGACAAGCCUUUUCCCCGUCACAUGGAAUCAGGGUCAGUGGCCGGAGUUUCCACCCGUGCGAGGUGUGAUGAACGGCUCAAGUCUGCCACCGCGAAUGAGUCUACUAAAGGACGAGGACAAAGUCGAUGGUACGGAUAUGAUUGACUUUUCCCCUGGCUCCUCUAUUCCCAAACAUCUACUCCACUAUGGCCUGCCAAAUUUCAGCUCUUAUACCGUCUCCCCGAAGAAUUAUUCGCACUCCCUCCGCCUGCGAGCAUCAAAGACCAAUCUCACAGGAACCAUCGGAUCAAAAACCGCCGAGCAACGAACAGCAAUAUUUCGCAAGCAAGCACACUCUUUGUUCUCAUUUGAACUGGACAUCUUGUUCACACCAGCCAUGACAAGUGAGGAAGCCGGUAUCACAGUCUUCUUGGCUCCACAGCAACACCUGGAUCUUGCAAUUGGAUCAGUGAAAAAUGAAAAAGGAUCAGUGAUACCAGCCUUGAUCUUCCGAGUAAUGAACCUUGGUAAAAACGGGACAAAUCAUCCACCUACAGAAUUUUAUCCGUUACCGGAGGCUUGGCGCCAAAGUCCCGUUCGACUCCAAGUCAGUGCCACAAAUGUGACGACCUACCGCUUUUCAGCGAACCUAAUCUCAGCUGAGAGGAAGAUGGAAUAUGUGUUCUAUGGCUCCGCUGGGGUAGUGACAGCGGGAGAAGGAAAAUUUGAUGGUGCGUUGUUCUGGCAUGCUUGCACAAAGCCCUCCUGGCGAGGAAGAUUUGAGAUGCUGAUGAAAUCUAAAAGGAUCCUUGCUUGGAGCGUAUGCCACUACCGAUGGUGGAAAUGGUACACCUGA
Molecule: messenger RNA, 1722 nt
Organism: Penicillium olsonii
Lineage: Eukaryota; Fungi; Ascomycota; Eurotiomycetes; Eurotiales; Aspergillaceae
Source: the annotation of a GenBank genome assembly